This is a messenger RNA of Blepharisma stoltei, 1167 nucleotides long. The record is from the annotation of a GenBank genome assembly. NCBI's taxonomy places the organism in Eukaryota, Ciliophora, Heterotrichea, Heterotrichida, Blepharismidae.
AUGCAUAGUAACUGUUACAUAGAAUACAGACUUAUUUCGAAGAAAGGAGAAGGAACCUUCAGCGAGGUCCUCAAAGCACAAAGCAUAAAAACAGGCAAGUUUGUUGCGAUAAAAUGCAUGAAAACCCAUUUUACAUCUAUCGAGCAGGUUAAUAAUUUACGAGAAAUCCAAGCUUUGAGGCGUCUAUCGCCUCAUCCCCACAUAGUAAAGCUAAUUGAAGUGAUAUAGUAACAGCUAUUCAGUGACGAGCCCACAGGAAGACUCGCAUUGGUGUUUGAACUGAUGGAUUUAAAUCUUUAUGAAUGAUAUAAAGGGAGAAAACAUCCUAUUCCUGAAGCCAAGAUAAAGUCUUAUAUGUACCAGCUGCUAAUAGCGCUCGAACAUAUGCACCACACAGACAUUUUUCAUAGGGACAUCAAGCCUGAAAACGUUUUGCUUGCAGACGACAUUUUGAAGCUAGCUGAUUUUGGCUCUUGCAGAGGGAUAAACACUCGCCAGCCUUAUACAGAAUAUAUUUCGACAAGAUGGUAUAGACCUCCUGAGUGCUUGCUUACAGAUGGUUUUUAUAAUUUUGCGAUGGACAAUUGGGGUGCAGGCUGCAUUUUUUUCGAAGUCAUUGCUUUGACGCCACUGUUUCCUGGGAAGAAUGAGCUGGACCAAGUCAGACUGAUACAUAAAAUUAUGGGAACCCCAAGCCAAGCUAUCCUAGACGAUUUUAAGAAGAAAGCGACUCAUAUGGAAAUAAAUUUUUCAAAAGUCGAUGGAACCGGAUUUUCUCGGCUUAUCCCGAACGCGAAUCCUCAAGCAGUUGAUUUGAUCCAGAAGCUUUUAGUUUACAAUUGGGAAGAAAGGAUUUCUGCUCAUGAAGCUCUAAAGCAUCCUUAUUUCAAUGAGCUUCGGCAGCAAGAAAAAACAGUCAGGCUUUUUGCGGUGCCUGCAAGGUCUGAAUCUCCAUCGGCAGAUAGUGCAGCAGGCAGCAAGUCUAAAGAAUCCAUCUAUUUGCCUCCAAUUGACAACAAAAAACUUAAGCAGAUCCCCAAAAUUCAAGGUCCUACUUAUUCAAAAAAGAACAUUACCCUGGACCAGAAAUCAGUAAUCUCAAAGCCUCAGUUUCCUCACUGGAAAUCGCCUUAUGCGGCAAAACAUUUUUAUAAAUCUUAUUAUUAG